GAUUAUUUUCUUUACCUCAAAAUUAAUUAAAAUAUUUGGUGUUUUUACUAUUGACUUACUACGAAAUAAAAUUCGACGGAGACUGCAGUUAAAGUUUAUCUUAUCAAAAUUUACGUAAAAAAAAAAAAAAAACAAUGUGCGACGCAGGUUACAUUUUGUUUAAGUCGACUCUGCUACGCCUGCUAAUUUAGAACAAUUUCGCAAAUUUAUUACUGAGAUAUCGAUUAUGAAUGAAUUUAUUUGUGAGAAAAAAUAUAUUUUUAUAAAAAAUAUAUUUAUAUAUAUUUUUGGAAACGUAUCCACAGAGUAUUGCAAUGUAACGAAAAUGGACGUUUCGAGAAUUGAAAAUAUUUUUUGUUAUUUAUCUCCUAAUGAACGCAGAAUUAUACAUUCUGGACGAUUACGGUUCUGUAAAGCAAAAUAGCUGGUAGUUUUUCAAUAGCUGUUUAUCUACUGAUUAGAAAUUAUAAUUCUGACUAGGAGGUUAGCUUAAAACCAUUGUCGAUCAGACUCAUUUUCAAAUUCUUUCGCAAAUUUGUAGGUGAUAUCUUUAUUUUUGCAAACGGGUGAAUGUUUACCACAGAUACUACAAAGUCGCACAGAUAGAGAGAGGAACGAACGAACAACAGGACACGCCUAGGUCUUUUUCGAUUUUGAAACUCGCCAAGAAUUUACAUUCUUGAUGUUUCUCCGCAUUAUGAAGGUAUUGGAAAAAAAUUAUACUAAGUAAGACACACUAGAAUAUUGGGUCAACCUUUCCCCAUUUUGUACUGGUACUGCAGUAUCGCCCAUUGAAUACACUUUCCGAGUUUUUGUAGAUUAAUGGGCUUUAUUUUAUAAAUAAGAAGCGAAAAGCCAAUUUUUUAUUUCUUUUAUAAGGCAGAGAGCUAUUCUCAAUUUAUCUGGUACUGUAAGCGUGUGCUUCCCAUUUCGAAAUCAACCUGCGUGCUAGAACUUAGAACGUUUCUGCUCAACUUGAAGUCGAUAGAUUCAUUUUUGGAGAAUGUUUAUAACAGAAAUUAAGCGGACGGACAGACGGACAUGCCUAAAUCGAUUCGGAUUUUGAUGGUGCUAUAAGUUGUCGGGUCUCUGAAACUUUCUUCUGGGCGUUGCCAACGUUUUGGCAAAACUAAUAUACGCCUCAAGCUUUGGCGAUAGUUCUAUUUUGAAGUUUUAAUUAUAAAGCAAUGACACAGCACACACUUGAAAUUAAAAAUAAUCUGAUUACUAAUGAGACGAACGUAAAGCCGACGUAUGCUUUGGAACAUUUAGCCACAUUUAAACUAAGAAAUGAAGAGGAAAUACGCCGACCAAAAAAGAAACUAAAGAGUCUUUUUGAGUUGGAUAAAAGUGGAGGAAUAUGGCCGUUGAAAAUGUAUAUGUGUUUUAAUGGCCAAUGGCUGGUAAUGUUGGAUCACGAUUUGAAAGAAAUUGAAAACUUCCCCGGUUCUCUUAUCACUGAGCCAGUGGCGUUCAUUAGCAAAGAUACGAAGGAAGCAUAUGAUAACAUAUUGGUAUUUACGGUGCCCGGCGUUACCUUAGCUAACACAGAGAUGCAUUUUUUUCAGGUAAGCGAUGUAUCAGCUGUACAUUUAGUUGAGGAUUUGAAAACAUUAAGCAAUGGCGAACUGGUAACGGUUGAUCGCAACGAGAGCCAUAUUGCUUUGCCUAAAAAUGGAAAAUCAACACAAACAGCUAAAGAUCAACAUGAUAUCGCUCUAAAAGCUGCAGAAAUCGCUGCAGAGAAUAACAUGAAUGAACAGGAACAAAUCGCCAAAGACAUACAAGUCGUAAAUCAUUGCUUUGAGGAUAUCGAAUGUUUCGUUACGCGUUUGCAAUAUGCCGCCGAAGCAUUAAAAGAAUUAGAUUUAAGAAAAUAUGAACACAACUCCAACGGCGAAGGUUUGCUAGUGACUCGUUCUCGUCCACCAACGGAGAGUGAGUUUCAAGAUAUUUUGGCAAAACACAAGUUGGCCUUAAACUACAUUCAGAAAUUACAAAAUCAUUUCCAAAAUUAUAUUGAUCCCAUACAUAACUCAUUCGUUUCGUUGCAAACUAUUGUGAAAGUGUGUAACGAUGUCUACUACGAAGCAAAAAUACCAAAGCAUGUAGUAGAUCCCCUAUUAAAGCGAGAGACUAUAGUAUUUCUUGAAUCAUGUCUUGACGAGAAUGAAAUCGAGUUUUGGCAUUCUCUUGGAUCAAAUUGGACAAUUCCCAAAGAUCAAUUCAAAAAUCACAAGGGGCGAUUUCAACCCAUCUUCUAUGACGAAUGGUCGCCAGAUUGGGUUGUAGAUGAACCAGUGCCUUAUUUACCUCCAGUCAAUAUUAAAAAUAGAAAAGAUUCUAGAUCAGCAUCGCCGUCACCCUUACUUAUGCCUGGCAAGAAUAAUAUUUGGUUGGAGCGCUUGAAAAGUCGAAAUGUCAAAAUUGCCGAAGUUCUUUACAACAAAACAGCCAAUAAUCACAAAGAAUUAGAUGUCACCGUUGGCGAGUAUCUAGAGGUUAUCGACGAUUCACGUAAAUGGUGGAAAGUUCGGAAUUCGAUCGGUAAUCUUGGGUACGUUCCAUAUACUAUACUUAUGCCAUAUAAUUUUGACAUGCAAUCUGAUUACACCGGAAGAGAGACAGAUUCGCCAGUUUCUUCUAUGUUUGAUAACGACAUGAAAGAUCAAAAAACGAAACGGCCUGUUCACGCUCUAACGUUGCCAAUAGAACAUCAGCCAGAAUCCCAGACGACUGUACAUAAAAGCUCAAUGCCUCGUUCGAUAAGUAUGCCCGCAGUACCUGUUCCACCGCCAAUGCCACCUCCUUCUGCUAACAACACUCCAAGCGGAACAAUGAAGCGCAGCGCUGUGCUUGCCCGUAAUAACCCUGAUAGUGAGAAUGAAGCUUUACUUCUUCAAAAUACUAUAAAUGAUGAAUUGAAAUUUACGCUUUUGCAACGCGAGCGUCGCAAGGAUUUAGAAAUUUUGAUAACUCCACACAUCUAUAUUCACCAAACUUCUAACCCUGAGGAAGUUGAAGAAUGGCUGCGAGCGAAAGGUUUCUCGGAUGCAAUUGUGAAUAAGCUACGCAGUCUUAAUGGACGCGAAUUGUUCGCCCUAUCACCUCAUACUCUUGAAAAUUAUUUCGGUCAUAAUGAAAGCCGUCGGUUAAUAUCACAAAUUGUUUUACAAAAAAAUAUAUCUGAGUAUAAAACUCUGCGCUCCUCUGAAUUAUCAGCAAAAUUAGCUAAAGCCAGGCAGAAGAUUGAAGAAAAGGACUACAAUCCAAAUGAAGUAUUUUGAAAAAAAAAGAAAAGA
Molecule: messenger RNA, 3302 nt
Organism: Glossina fuscipes
Lineage: Eukaryota; Metazoa; Arthropoda; Insecta; Diptera; Glossinidae
Product: epidermal growth factor receptor kinase substrate 8
Exons: 6
Coding region: 1188-3287 (699 amino acids)
Biological process (GO): regulation of Rho protein signal transduction; Rho protein signal transduction
Cellular component (GO): plasma membrane
Molecular function (GO): actin binding
Source: RefSeq, a predicted model, not a curated record